AUGCGUUUAACACUACUAUUAUUGGUGACGACUGGCGCAGUUUUUUGCGCCGGCUCCAAAAAAGUUGAGAGCACCGCGAAAAUUGCGGCGGCCGCCGCGCCGGUAGAUCGAAAUUUGGAGCGGAUGAAGUAUAAGAGAUGGCGAGAGCCGCCAAGGGAUUGUUCGGAUGCGCCGAAACAUUUGAAAGCCACGUGUUUGAUGGUGGGUUUUGGGAUGAGUUCGGUGGAGCGCACUUGAUUUAUUUGGCGGAAAUGAAAUUUUUCGAUUUUCCAUGGAAGCAAGUGCGCUCUAAUGAACUUUUGGAAAAAAAAUUGAAAAUUCAAAUUUUCUAUGUUUUUUCGAGAGCGCAAAUGCCUUUUUGACAGAUUUUCUAUUGAAAAAAUUUAUGUGUGAUCUACCGAACUUCAGGAGUAAAAUUUGAAAAUUCAAAUUUUCUAUAAUUUUUCAAAAUUUGCAAUAGAGCGCAAAUGCUUUGAAACCACCGCUUAAAUGAACAAUUUUGGCUUGAAGAAGCAAGUGAGCUCCAGCAAACUUCAGAAAUAAAUUUUGAAAAUUCAAAUUUUCUAUGUUUUUUCGAGGUGUUCAAUAGAGCGCAAAUGAUUUUUCAACCCUAAAAAGCCAAAUGCGCUCUAAUGCAAAUAUAUAAUUAUUUCUAUAUUUUCAAAAAAUUCCACCUAGUGAACCAAAUGCGCUCCAAUGCAAAUUCAAAAAAUGUUCUAGAUCCGCCGAAUGGACACCGCAACUCGCCGUCGUCUAGCCCGCCAAGCCGUCCGUCAAACUCGCCCCAACCAAGUGCCCAACUGGCUUCAACCAAUCCCAGUUCCAGCAAAUGCGCGAGGUCAAGCCGCUUAUCAUCCAUACGAUUGUAUGACACUAACAUGUCUCUGCCCAUUUUUCAAUGUAAGUUCAGACAUUUUUUAUUUAUUGAAAAUAGGAAAAAAUUCCGAAUUUUACUACUCCAGGACGACAAAAAUAAAUAAACAUAACCCCUUUUCAAGGUCGGGGGAAAAAAAUGAGAUUUUGUUGUUGUUCAGGGUCGAGUCAACAAUGGUCAAUGCAUUUUGGCAAAUGGUGUGCCUUUGAAUAUGUCGUGGCGAAAAGAGUAUCGAAUGAUGACGGAGGCAGAGAGACAGAGGUGGGUAGAGAUGGAGAGGAGUUAGACAGCUAGAGAUAAUGGUUAUAGACGCAGAUGACCUAGAUAUCUAGAGAAAAAAAUAUUUGAGAUACACAGAGAAGCUAUACUGAAGACGAGUGUGAGAGACGCAGAGGAGUUAGACAGCUAAAGUAGAAGAUAUAUACCAGGGACACAUAAGAGCUGGACAGCGAGAGAUGAAGGCUAGAGAAGCAGAGGAGUUAGACAGCUAGCACCAGGCACAUGGGAGCUAGACAUAGAUAAUGGUUAGAGACGUAGUACAUUUAGACGGCUAGAGAAAAAAUGCAGAGAAAUUUUGAGGUUAGAGACGAAGAGACGCAGAUCGUCUAGAUAGCUAGAAUUGGCCUGAGAGCCACAGAGAAGCUAGACGGCCAGAAAAUGAGAGAUACAGAGAAGCUAGAAGGUUAGAGAGCCCGAAAAUCCACGUGGCAUUUUUCGAGCGGAACGGUCAUGUUCUCUAGCUGUCUAACUCUCUUAGGUUAGAAAUCAGGCAGCUAGAGAAUAUACGGAUGUGAGAGACGCAGAGAAACCAUAAACCAAUAAGCUAGAUGUCUAACCUGUGUUGGAGGCAGAGGCAGGCAGCUAGAGAACAUGUGAGAACGACACCAGAUAUAUGUUAGAGACGCAGAAAAAAAAAGACAGCAAUAACUAAUUUUCAGAUGGCACAACGCAUUGAACACUCUCAAACGAAACGGUGAAUACGACAGAAUCUCGCGUCAACAUUUAGAAGUGGGAGUUGGCUCCGGAGCUCACUCAGGUCCAGGUUUCCUCCCAUGGCAUCGUGAAUAUUUGAAACGUUUCGAAAUCGCCCUCCGAAUGGUCGACCCAUUGGUUUCUAUUCCAUAUUGGGAUUCAGUCAUGGAUUCAUAUCUCCCUGAUCCAAGAGAUUCGAUCAUGUUCACUGAUUUAUUUGUUGGUGGAACUGAUGGAUAUGGAAACGUCGUGACAGGACCAUUUGCCUAUUGGCGAACAAUCGAGGGAAGAUCGACAAUUCUGCGAAAUCUCGGAGCCGAAGGACAACUCUUCAACGAGAAUCAAGUGAAUAGUAUUGUUGCGCAGAACACGAUUGAAAACACCAUGGCGUUCACUGCACCACAACCAGGUAGGGGGCGCCAAAAGACAAAAGUUCAAAAAUUCCUUUGUUUUGUGACCACAAAUAGUUAUCAUCAAUUAAUCAAUCACUAGACAAUAGUGAAAGUUUUUUCUUGUGUUUAUUUGUUUGUUACUUUUUUUUGAGAGAGUUAAAAAUAGUAAUGACAAUAGGUUAGGGGGUUUGCAACAAGUGCGCUCCACGGAUAAUAUUCAUAACUCGAAAUUCGAUAAAAAUGGGCAAGAGCGCUUUACGGAUAACUUAAAUAAUUUAAAUUUCAAUAGAAUUUUGCAAGUGCGCUCCAUGGAUAACUUAAAUAAUUCAAAUUUCGAUAGAUUUUUGCAAGUACGCUCUACGGAUAAUUUUCAUAACUCGAAAUUGGAUAAAAAUGGGCAAGAGCGCUUUACGGAUAGCUUAAAUAAAUUAAAUUUCGAUAGAUUUUUGCAAGUGCGCUCUACGGAUAAUUUUAUAACUCGAAAUUCGAUAAAAAUGGGCAAGAGCGCUUUACGGAUAGCUUAAAUAAAUUAAAUUUCAAUAGAAUUUUGCAAGUGCGCUCCAUGGAUAACUUAAAUAAUUCAAAUUUCGAUAGAUUUUUUGACAAAAAGUUUAAAUUUUGAAGAGGAAUAUUUCAUUAUAGCUUAUUUGAUACUUUCGAAUAGCUAGAAAUCGAAAAAACCACGUGUCAAGUGCGCUCCAAUGAUAAAUAGUCCAUUAGAGCGAAUUUGCUAUUUCAACGUGGCAAAACUGACUUCAACUUAUCCAUUCCAGGCUGUCCCUACCCCAACAACUACCAAGCCAUCGAAUACUCCCACUCAAACAUCCAUCUCUGGGUCGGCGGAGACAUGAAACCGCCAAGCACCUCAGCCAACGAGCCAAUCUUCUUCAUGCAUCACUCAUACGUCGACUACUUAUGGGAACUCUGGCGACAAAUUCAACAACCCAGAUGGCUCCGCGAGCAAGCCUAUUCCGCCGAUCAUCCACAAUGCGCCAAUUGGCAACACUUCAGCUACGCACCAAUGAGACCUUUCCCAUAUUUGGUGAAUCGCGAUGGAUUGUCGAAUUCGUAUACCGAUCAGAUGUAUCGAUAUGCUCCAAGAGCUACUUGCAGUCAUCAGAAUACGAAUUGUGGAAGUCCUUAUUUGUUCUGUGAUACUAGAGGGUAAGGAUUUACCUGGGUAUCUCAAUUUUAUUUUUAAAAAAAACCCCCCACUACUUUUCAAAUAUUCCCAUUAAAAACUCACAUUAUCCAAAGAGCGCACUUGCAAAAACCCGGUCAUUUUCAGCUACCCACAUUGCGUCGCCAAAAUUCGUAUGAAUGGAAAUUGUCGUGGUUUCGAGCAAUUGGACUCGUGCUACGCUGGAAGAUGUUGGUGGGGACGAUGCGUCAAUGGGGUAUGGUUUAGCGCAGGGGGUUUGCGGGGCGGUCGAGCGGAGCGUGUGUAGAUCACGAGAUUCCGCGUAGGGCGAAUAGAGGGCUACAGGAGGACAUUUCAGAAUUUUCAGUACCAAGCUUCGUACGUUUUUCAGAAAUUUUAGCUUUGCUGAAAAUUGUAGCCUACCUUAUGUUGAAAAUCGUAAUUUUGCUUUUUGAAACCAUCCAAACAAUGAUAAAAUAUAAAAAUAAAACAAAAAAAAAUAAUUUUCAAACAAAAAAAAAAGUUUUUUCACACCCUGCGUCUCUAACUUUCCCUAGACGCAGACAACAAAAGGCUAUACACGACCAUACAAGGCGCCCAUUGAGUCAGACGCGAGACGACGAGAGUAUUUUGCAAAAAUAUCCAGAAAAUUAAUUUCGCUUCGAGAUAUUUUCAAUAAAACAUGUGUUCCUUGAAACAAAGUGCGGUGUUUUUUCAAAGGGACACAUAUUUUCUCAAAAAUAUCUCGAAGCGAUGUCGUUCUCUGUCGACGUCAUCAUACUCUCGUCGUCUGACCCGAGGGGCAAUUGGAGUAAAUGGUCGUGUAUAUCCUCUGCGUCUCUAACCAAUAACCCCUUCUUGCAGAACUUUGCCGCUCGAAUGAAAGGUACCAAAACAUCACAAAAUCAAACAACCCUAGCCAUCGAAAAAGCGCACAUCGUGCUAAACGGCACAAAAACCGAAAGAACACCGCUAGUCAAAAGAAUCUCGGUAAAAAUGACAGCCCCACUAUUCAUCGAUUGCUACAACCGAAAUCCUUGCUGUCAAUCAUGGUCCGAAAACGGGGGAUGCGAAAAAGAGCCCGAAUAUAUGUCACAAUAUUGUCAGGCUAGUUGUGGAGUAUGUCAACCGGCUUAUAAUUCAUCGAAAACCGUUUGCGAAGAUCGACAUGUGAAUUGUGGAGCGUGGAAGAAGGAUGAGAUGUGUAAGGGGAAGAGUGCUGAUUUUAUGAGUGAGAAUUGUCGAAAAAGUUGUGGAAAGUGUGAUUUACAAAGGGAAUCACAAUGUUUUGUAGGCGGAAAGGUAUGGUUUUUUUUAAAUCAUCAAUAGAGCGCAUUUACACAUUUUAGAUCAUCCCAAUCCCCGCUGAAUCGCACCUUAAAGAAUCAAUCUCCGAAGCUUUGGAAUCUGAAGUGACUGAUCGAAUCAAAAAAGUCAAAUCGCACUCAAAAUCCCAUCUUGCUGCACAACUUCAACACGCCAAAAAACAACAUUGA
Molecule: messenger RNA, 4875 nt
Organism: Caenorhabditis angaria
Lineage: Eukaryota; Metazoa; Nematoda; Chromadorea; Rhabditida; Rhabditidae
Source: the annotation of a GenBank genome assembly